This is a messenger RNA of Trichogramma pretiosum, 1381 nucleotides long. Its product is annotated as mortality factor 4-like protein 1. The transcript has 6 exons. Gene Ontology annotation, biological process: regulation of DNA-templated transcription; chromatin organization. Gene Ontology annotation, cellular component: nucleus; NuA4 histone acetyltransferase complex. Lineage: Eukaryota; Metazoa; Arthropoda; Insecta; Hymenoptera; Trichogrammatidae. The record is from RefSeq and is a predicted model, not a curated record. The coding region runs from base 126 to 1163 and encodes 345 amino acids.
UAACGCACACACCCUUUAACGGUGUACACUGUACAGCCGAGAGGUGUAACCUACCUAACCUCAGGAAUUGAUGUGUUGUUUGUUUACUUAAAAAAUAAUAAAUACGAAAUAAAGCAGAACGCAGAAUGCCCCCGAAAUAUAAAUUUUUGGAAGGGGAAAAGGUGCUUUGUUACCACGGACCGCUUAUUUACGAAGCGAAAUUAUUGAAAUCGUCGGUGACCAAAGAUGGAAAAUCUACUCAAUACUACAUUCAUUACGCCGGAUGGAAUAAGAAUUGGGACGAGUGGGUACCUGAAGAUAGAGUACUAAAAUUCAAUGAUGAAAAUGUUAAAAAACAGAAAGAAACUUCAUUAAAACAUGAGCAAAGCAAAGAGAGCAAACAAAGCAGCAGAAAAAGUAGUGGAUCAGCUAAAUCCUCUGGAAGACGCAGUGACUUUGGAAAAGAUAAGGAUAAAGACAAGGAUAGCGACAGUAGAGCAAGUACUCCAGUUGCUCUCAUGGAGCGAACACCUAGUCGAUCAAGCAAAGCCAUUGCUAAUGCACCAACACCAACAUCUUCCAAUGACUCUCCUCUGGAGGCACCAAGGAAGAGAAGAGGGCGUGCAGCCACAGAGCCUUCAGAUGACAAUGAAUCUUACACUGUUAAAACAGAAUUCAAUAUAAAAUUACCUAAUGAAUUAAAAAUGUUGCUUAUUGAUGAAAAUGAAGUAAUUGUUAAACAAAAGAAACUACCAACUUUACCUAUGAGUAUCACUGUUGAUAAAGUUUUUGAAAAUUAUAAGGAGGCUAUAGAAUCUGGAAAAAUUGAAGGAUUGCACAUGGAAAGUGCAGUUGAAGUUACCAAAGGUAUACGUGAAUAUUUUAAUUCUGCUAUUAAUUUGAAAUUGUUAUAUGCUUGGGAAAAACCUCAAUUUGAGGAGAAAGUACCAGAAGACUCAAAUGUUCUUCCAAGUCAGUUAUACGGUCCAUAUCAUUUACUGAGAUUAUUAGUUAAACUGGGAGAAUUGAUGUCUUACACUCAUUUUGAUGAAAGUAGCAAGGAAUUGUUGACAAAACAUUUCAGGCAUUUUAUUCAAUUUUUACAGAGUAACAUAAGCAGUUUAUUCAAUUUGAAUGAUUACAAGGAUCCACCGCAGGACUACCAAAAAAAAUUUAAUAAAUAAGUGUAUUAGAAUGUUAGAAAAUAUUUAUAUUUUCUAGGAGUAUUCUAAAAUUAUAAUUUUUUGUAGACUAGAAUGUUAUUGUAGAGGAUUUAAUAGAGUAGACAUUAAUUUAUGUACAUUAAGUUAUUGAAUCAUGAAUUAUCAAAGUUUAUAAUAUUCAUAUCAAGUUAUACAUAUUUGUAUAAGAUUCUUGACAAGUAAAAUGAAAUUCAAGUGUA